Talaromyces atroroseus is the source of this 3066-nucleotide messenger RNA. RefSeq lists its product as hypothetical. The record is from RefSeq and is a predicted model, not a curated record. Lineage: Eukaryota; Fungi; Ascomycota; Eurotiomycetes; Eurotiales; Trichocomaceae. Bases 1 to 3066 code for a protein of 1021 amino acids. The transcript is spliced from 3 exons.
AUGGAGUCCCGGCCGCCUUCUGUCCCCCAUCCACCGUUUCCUCGCCCGUCACUCUUCAGCACCGCUCCUCAACACUCCCCCCAGUAUGUUUCGCGAACAGACGCACGAGCGCAUGCGCCUUACGACGCCCUACAUCGACAGGAGAGCGAACCGUCUCGCACCGCGUCCGCGUUUGGCUACAUGUCUUCACAAUCGUACAAUCCAGAUAUGAGGUCUCAGACUCGGUCGACAUCACCUACGCGUUUCGGCGCAAUGCAAUCUGACGCCGCAAAACACUCUGCUGUUGCUUCGCCCGCCAAACAUAAUGGAUUUUUUGGGAAAGAAACAAACUUAGAAGCGUCUUCCGCACAACCUCUGAGCCAUCGUCAGAUGCCUCCUCCGUCGCCUCCACAACCGUAUCCGUCCCGGAACACAUCCGGAUCUCUAUCUCACACGUCACAAAAUCUUUUUUCUCGUGAUCAAGGCCUAAUACCGACACAUCGCCCUGGCAGCAGCAUGUCCAUUUCUUCAAUGCUCGGGUCAGAUCCCGAUCGGCCCACCCGCGAUCAUCCAACCUCACUGUUUUCUCGACCAUCCGUAUCGACCUCUGCUUUUGGAGCCUCGCGCCCCUCUGCGGGAGCGAUGUCGCCUCCUACAGCUCCCGCACGGCCGGCAUCCUCUGUCGACAAUCCACUUCUGGGUCGCUCACAGACCCCGGACAAACCGUAUGGUAAGGACGCUUUCUCCCGACAGUCCUCGAGAUCCGACUCCGGUGGCUUAUCAUCAGAAUCAACAAAACUUGGCUUCGGGAGGAGUUCGUUCUCACAAUACCCCGAAAAAGGUUCAAGUUCACAGAAAUCCCCUCAUAUUACUUCUUCCGAUCUCUCCUUCGCCCACUCCCGCAGAGUGAGUGGCAACGGUUCUAUUCAACGCCCUAAUAGCCAACCACAACAUGAAGAUACCCGACCUACCGCAUAUAGUCCUCGUUCUCGAGUGUUAAGUGAUGGGCUUUUCGGAAACGCGCAACGUCAUGCCUCCUACGCCGAUCACGAAGCCCGUCAACCUCUACGAUACGGUGGAAUUUACUCGGACAGGGCUAGAGAGGAACAGUUGGCGCGAGAAAGAGAGAUGGAAAGGGAAAGGGAAAGGGAACGAAAUUCUCUGCAUGAUGCGGAUCACAAAUCAUCUUUAGGAAUGCUGCAUGGUAGAUAUGGAACUCAUCCCGGUGAACGGGACUCUGACCGAGCCCAUAACCACCAGUCAUGGGAAACUGGAAGAAGUCAGCCUCCGUCCCCCGAAACUCGGCGUUUCACAACUUCCUCUGAACCAGGAUCCGGGUUUGGCUUUGGUGCUAUUCAAAGCUACACAAAAUCCCUUGGCUCGCAAUUAGGGGCUUCGCGCAAUGGCCCGACAUCCGCCCCGCCACACUCGAGCUUCUCCCUUAAUUCUCGUCAGGAACAGCCAACACCACCUCACGAGCAACCGUUUCCAGGAAAAUCCCAGACACAAUCUCGUCCACUUCUAGUGACUUCAAUACCUUCGGCAAGUCAGCCAUCGAUCGGCGUUCCAGGCUCGGCACCAUCCGACGAACAACAUCGGAAGGGCAGUGAUGAUUUGAUGCAGCACCGAAAUCUGCUUGGGCUAGCAGCGGAUGGCAAGCGUGCUGGCCGUGCGUCACCACUGCCGCAGGCCGUACAAGGAGCUCAAGCCCAGUUUAUUGGCCCAGCUGGCGAGCCUGGAAUCAAAGGGGAGCUAGGCAGGGUAUUUGCAGGUAUUGGUAGUGGCGUGGGCACCGGUGCUUCUAGCUCAACGGGAAGCGGACCCUCCACACCCAUGACCCCUAGUCCAUUCAAACGAGACAGUAUUAACGGCCAACCCGAGCAAGUGGAUGAUGUUAAAAAUGGUCGCGGUGCAGUCACCCUCGGCGGUAGAAAGAGGAGCUCAAAGGACGAAGAAAUUCAGGGCGAAGGAAUUGAGCAGGCGCAGUAUUUCCGGAGUGUGUCGGCUCGAGGUGGCUCUCGUCGCGGACGGCAUGUCCAUCACCAUCAUCACCAUCAUCAUCACCACCGAUACAAGAAUGAAGAUGACGGUGCUUCAUCACGUAUGCUCGCUGGACCAACGAGUGUUUUACCUAAAGCGGUAGCGCCCACUGAUUCGAUAAACUCCUUAGCAAAUGCCGCUUCAGCGCACCACCAUCACCACCACCAUCAUCAUCACAAUGUGCCUCGUGGCGUGUCUUCAAAUGUUACCUCUAUUCCAGCACCUUUCUCUUUACGGGAGGCCCGAACUUCAGUCAACAUUGAGCCAUUGUUAAAAAGCGUCGCUAAACUGCCGCGACAUCAUCUUGGUUCAACGUUGUAUGCUCCCCGCAUCGGGGUGCCAAGUGCAAAUUCUUCGGUGGAAAGUCAAAAGUUCGGAUACACCAGCACUCCGGUGCCCAUCCCUCGCUUUGAAGGAAAAGAGAACUGCACGUUCACAGUGCGUGUGCCUCGUUUUCGUAUUGAUUCGAGCCACCGAGAAGAGAUUUGCGCGCGCCGAGCGCUGUGGGGAACUGGGGUAUAUACCGACGAUUCAGACCCAGUGGCAGCAGCUAUUCACUCAGGAUAUAUCCGCGGGGAAUGGGGCGAAGAUGUUGAUAUCUCGAUGCUCGACCUCGAGAUUAAGAGUGAUUAUCAUCAUGCCCCACAGCCUGCCACGGACGCAUCAUCGUCAGGGAAACCGACGAUCCCGCCCGUGCCUCCGGCAAACAAAGAUUUGCACAUCACCUUGCUCAUUCUGCCGCGACUGGAGCGCUACGAGUCGAGUCUUAUGUUCGGGAUCAAGUCUAGAGCCUGGGAAGGUAGACAUGAUGGCAUGAGCUACAAAAUUGAGCGCAUCGAAUGGGUGGACGAAGGAUCAACACGAGGCGAGGAGCGCAGUGGAGCGGCACGGCGAAAGCGUCUGCGCAACAUGAUGCAAACCGGGCGAAUUUGCACAGGGCCAGGUCUUUUACGGAUGCGAGGUGCUCCAGGCGCGUUGCUAGGCGAGAACACCGACAGAGUUACUAGUCAAACCCCUGCAUCAGCCGCGAUGCAGCCUGUAUCAUGA